Molecule: messenger RNA, 735 nt
Organism: Acanthosepion pharaonis
Lineage: Eukaryota; Metazoa; Mollusca; Cephalopoda; Sepiida; Sepiidae
Source: the annotation of a GenBank genome assembly
AUGUUAAAACAAAAAGGGUCAUCGUUUCCUAUACAUUCUCUCUUUUUUCCUUAUACACUCUUUCUUUAUCUUUCUUUCCAUCUUUCUCUUUUUUUCUUUCUCCCUCUUUAUCUUUCUUUCCAUCUUUCUCUUUUUUUCUUUCUCAAUCUUUCUUUAUCUUUCUUUCCAUCUUUCUCUUUUUUCUUUCUCCCUCUUUUUCUUUCUUUCCAUCUUUCUCUUAUUUUCUUUCUCAAUCUUUCUUUAUCUUUCUUUCCAUCUUUCUCUUUUUUUCUUUCUCACUCUUUAUCUUUCUUUCCAUCUUUCUCUUUUUUUCUUUCUCAAUCUUUCUUUAUCUUUCUUUCCAUCUUUCUCUUUUUUUCUUUCUCACUCUUUAUCUUUCUUUCCAUCUUUCUCUUUUUUUCUUUCUCACUCUUUAUCUUUCUUUCCAUCUUUCUCUUUUUUCUUUCUCAAUCUUUCUUUAUCUUUCUUUCCAUCUUUCUCUUUUUUUCUUUCUCAAUCUUUCUUUAUCUUUCUCUUUUUUUCUUUCUCUUUUUUUCUUUCUCACUCUUUUUCUUUCUUUCCAUCUUUCUCUUAUUUUCUUUCUCAAUCUUUCUUUAUCUUUCUUUCCAUCUUUCUCUUUUUUUCUUUCUCAAUCUUUCUUUAUCUUUCUUUCCAUCUUUCUCUUAUUUUUUCUCACUCUCUCAUUAUCUUUCUUUCCAUCUUUCUCUUAUUUUCUUUCUUUCUUCCUUUUUCUAA